Magnolia sinica is the source of this 1368-nucleotide messenger RNA. Its product is annotated as U-box domain-containing protein 9-like. Bases 93 to 1106 code for a protein of 337 amino acids. The record is from RefSeq and is a predicted model, not a curated record. Lineage: Eukaryota; Viridiplantae; Streptophyta; Magnoliopsida; Magnoliales; Magnoliaceae. The transcript is spliced from 2 exons. Gene Ontology annotation, cellular component: cytoplasm; nucleus.
CUUCUGUAUUGAGAGAGAGAGAGAGAGAGAGAGAGAGAGAGAGAGAGAGAGCUUAAAGAAAGUGAAGAAGAAAUUUCUGGGAAUUUGGGGAAAUGGCAAAUUCCAGUUCGCCGCCGGAAACAGCUGAUCAACCAACGAUCCCAGAGCUUGAGACACUCAUGAAAUCAAUCAAAGAUGUCCCGAACGAAGCCUUCGAUCAGGCGCUGAACAUCUUCUUGGCUCUAAAGGACAUCAAGUUCAAUCGACCAGUGAUGGGGCUUAAAAAGCCUGAUAACGGUUCCAUUCUCCUGAAUCGCCAUGAACUAAUUUCAUUGCGGAAUAUGGAUGAGGCUAUCAUGUUAGUCAAUAGCAUGCUCCUUAAACUGCUCGACAACAUCUUUUCCCCGUCAAUAUCCGAGCAGAAAAUGGCAAUCAAAGUGCUCCGUAAGCUCAUCCAGCAGGCAACCUCCGUCAGGGUCCUCUUCGGGGAGAACCCACAGACGAUCCAUAUAUUUCUAUCACUUCUGCUGAAGGCCUACACCAAUCUCCAACCAGAUGCACAAGAAGAUGUCGUGCCAAUGAUCUUGAGCAUCUCUAUACGCGGCGACAAGUGCAAUAAGAUAGUGGGGAAGAGUCCUGAUGCCAUCGCUUUGCUCAUCAAGGCCUUGAGGACAGGAAGCAUGGAUAGCAGGAGACAUGCAUUCACAGCCAUUCUCAAUACCAACAAGGCCAUGCUCGUUGAGUCAGGUGUUAUGGAGGCCCUCGUUAAAAAUGGAGUGCUGCCAGUAAUUCUUAGCAUGAUCAUCAAAGGAAAGCUUGUGGUAGAGAUGUUGGAGUUUCUUGAGAUUCUGUCGAGUAAUCAGGAGGCCCUCGAUACAAUGGGUAAGCUGGGGGCUGUGCCUUGGUUGCUGCAAGUCAUCAGGGAUAGAAGAACUCGUUAUGUUGGGGAGUACACAGCUAACAUUCUCUAUUCCAUCUGUAAAAAUGAUCAGACCUGGUUGAGUGAGAUCCGGGAAGAAGAGGCCGCCAAAUGUACCUUCUCACAGCUAGCAAACAGUGGAGACCCAUGGCCUUGGGGUGCCAGUAACAUCCUUGAAAUGUUGAAGACCACCCCCCACAACAACUGAAUUCUCAUCCAUGUGAUCUGAAGAAACUUGUAGCUAGUUGUUUUCCAGCAUGUGCACAUUGAUCUGAUUCAAUGCAGUGUAUGUUCGACCUGAGAACUACAUAUUCAACCCCCUUGGCCCACCAUUCACUUGCCCUCCUGUAUCAGGUUCAGGUGAGCCAAGAGUCUUUCUUCAUCGUGAAUGCUUUAUGAGCUUUCGUGCUUACAUCAGAUUCUACUACUGUAAGGUUUUAGCCUUUAUAUGACAUGAUAUUGUUUCAGCA